AUGGGCCAGACCUUUGGUCUUUACGUUCCACGACUUGCAAUCGAGAAUGCAGGAGUUCUACAUUCACUUCUAGCUGUAGCGGCCAUAGCACAGCAAGCAGACACGAGAACGUCUUUCAAGGAUGUUGAAUACCUCCAGUCCCUUGCUGGUUCGAUGCCUAUGCACGCAGAAGGCAUCUCCCUCAGUGACGGCGAUCUGGUCCACCUGACUCUCUGGACCGCGUGCCAAUUUACCUCGAGCAUCUUGGACGGAUGGCAGGAUCUGCCCACCAUGAUAGGGGACAGCUUUUGGACGAUGGCGCUUGCCGAGGCAACUUCGAAGACGAUCUCAAUCUUGUCCGUGUUGGUACGGCUUGAACUCGCAGCGGCGCUUGUGACCGGCGCACCCAUCUCCGUCCCUGAACAACUUCACUCUAACCCGAUAUCCCAACCAUGGGAUUCCUCUACAAUUGCAGAAACUAUGUUUCAAUACACCAUCGAGCCGCUCCUCCUCUGCGCCAAGGUAGUCAACUUUUGCGCCGGCAGCUUCCCCCGGCAAGCUCCCGAUCUCGGCGCUCCUCCAACCCCCGUCCAUCGCUGGACAGUGCUCAGUGAUGCCUUAGGCACCUGGUACGCCAACCGGACCCAGGAGUUCCGGCCCAUGGUCGAAAUCGACGGCGACGAGAACCUCUUCCCUAUCAUUCUCUUCACCAAUGGCGCUGCUGUCUUCGCGAACCAGCUAUACCAUACCGCCAUGCUCCUGCUGCUGCAGAACAAGCCGCGUACGCUGCAAGCAGCGGGCAAGAAGUCGUCGUCCAUGUCGCCGCUGUGGCACGCCCAGCGCGUAUGCGGCAUCGCGCUGAACAACGACCGGCGAGACACCUGGGAUCUCUGCCUGGUUGCGUCGCUGUACCUGGCUGCGCAGAGGAUGACGUAUGAACCGCAGCAGAGGGCCAUCCUGGAGUGUUUUGAGCGCGUCAAGGCGUUGACGGGGUGGAACGUCGACGGGUUUUCGACAAAGGCCCGUGAAGACUGGGGACUGAUGUAG
This is a messenger RNA of Colletotrichum spaethianum, 1026 nucleotides long. RefSeq lists its product as uncharacterized. Gene Ontology annotation, cellular component: nucleus. Lineage: Eukaryota; Fungi; Ascomycota; Sordariomycetes; Glomerellales; Glomerellaceae. The transcript is spliced from 2 exons. The record is from RefSeq and is a predicted model, not a curated record. Gene Ontology annotation, biological process: positive regulation of transcription by RNA polymerase II. Gene Ontology annotation, molecular function: DNA-binding transcription factor activity; transcription cis-regulatory region binding. Bases 1 to 1026 code for a protein of 341 amino acids.